AAACUAUAAAAUUAAAGCUGUAAUAAUAAGUUGUUUUCUUCUGACAUUAAGGUUUUUUAUCAUUAUUCAGAAAACAUAACUUUAUAAAUCAGCUCUGUCAUCUCUAAGUGUAAAUUAUGAUUAAAUACUUGGUCUUAAGCCACAUAAAGACAAAUACCUAUUUCAGGAAUGAAUAAGUGGCAUGCUUAUUAAUCCUGUGUCUAUUCCCAUAACUAACUGUUCAGUAAGACGCUUCACUUAAUCAUCACUUUUACACCGUAAUGAAAUUCUGGAAUUUCAUAAAUCUUAUUUUACACUGGGGAAUAAAGUCUGCUAACAUCUCAUCGUAUGUAUUUCAAAACUAUAUAUAUCUUUAAAAUUGAUUUACAAGCUAAUUUCUACAAAAGACCUAGGCUUUAUAGAUCAUUAUAAUUCCUUAUAAACUGAAAAUCAAAACCCUCUUUGGGACAGUUCUGUUAAUGAUAAGUUAGCAUAAUAAGCUAGUGUUGGGGAGUCUAAGCCUCACUCAAGCAUAAUUAUAUCUGUAUUACCUCUUCUUGGACCAGAUUUGUUUUUGAAUCUAUUAAAAAUCCUCAGUGUUUACAAUCCUGCAGUUCUUCCAGGUUCAAGAAAAACUCUUGCAAACAGCUCUUGCAUAUGUCCAGAAAGAGACAUAUAUAGCACAGUUCUUUGCAAUACCAUUUACAAUAGCAAAAAUUGAUAAUAGCAUCAAUCUAUCAGUAGGAGAAUAGAAGUACAGUGAAAUGCUGUAUACCAUUUAAAAUGAACGAGCUAUAUGUAUCAACAAGGAUAAUCAGAAAUGUAAUGUUGAUUUUAAAAGCAAGAUGUAGAAUAUACAUAUAUACGUAGUUUAGAAUAUAUAAAGCAAUAUCAUGUAUAAUUUAUGAAUGCAAAGAUGUAAAAACAUUCAUAAACACCAACCUCAGAGUAGUACUUACCUCUGAGAAUAAGGGAAAAGGAAGGGGCUUUACCUAUAAUAAUAUAUUUCUUUUAAAAAACUUCAGCAGAAUAAUGGUGAAAUAUUAGAAUCAGUAAAUUUGUGUAAUGGGAACAGUAACACCACCAACUUUUAACAGGCAUGAAUUUGAGUAAAUUCCGGGGGAUAGUGGAGGAUAGAGGAGCCUGGUAUACUGCAGUCCAUGGGUCCACAAAGAGUCAGACACGAUCUAGUGACUGAACAGCAACAACAAAAAUAUCUAUUCUCUUUUCUGUAUUCUUAAUUUAUGGGCUGUAAUUUAUACUGUCGCAAAUUACAGAAGCUGGGUCAUUUUACAAAGCAUUAUUGGCUGACUGGUUAUCAUUUUAACUAAUCACAUUUAACCAACCACAAGUUAAAUUUGAAGAAAAUAAUGUGGUAAUUAUCAAUAUUGUAAGAAUUUUGGAAGCAAACUCUUGAUUCAGAUUCUAGCUCUUUGAUUUAUUAACUUUGUGACGCAUGGCAAAUUUACUCUUCUAUAGCCUAUUUUCCCACCUAAUACAUGCAUGGUUGUUGUGAGGAAUAUAUUAUUUAUAAAAUGGUUAAUGGCAUUUGAAAAAUGUAGUUCCUGUACUGCUGAGCCGUGCCCCAAGGCCGCAGGUGCAAGCCUUGCACCAAGGCCACAGGAGCAGGACCCAGAACCAGGGUCGUCUCCAAAGCUAAUUGAGCCCCUUUGUAACUGUUGCCAAGAGCCCCCUGAUCAUCACCAACAAGCUUCCUGACUCCAAAUUAGGCAAAGAUGCCCACUCCAGUAAACACCUAUAGCGCCCCAGCCAAUCACCUAACAACAGCCUACCCGUAGGAAUUUCCUUUAUCUUCAGGCUAUAAAAAUGGGCUGUUAGCUCACGAAAACUGUUGACUCUCCCUAGUCCGUUAGGAGGUCAGUCCACUGCGCUUGCAGUGCCCAUAUUAUCUCUGCUCUUUGUUCUUAAUAAACUCACUCCCUUCUGAAAUGCUCUGUGUCUGGAAAUUCUUUUCCAACCUGCACUUGGACUGCCUCAACAGGUACCUUCACUUAACCCUCAGUGCAGCUUAUGAUGCCAUUCUUGAAAGAAACGUUGCAAUCAAGAAGUUAAGUCGGCCAUUUCAGAAUCAAACUCAUGCUAAGCGUGCUUACAGAGAGCUAGUUCUUAUGAAAUGUGUAAAUCACAAAAAUAUAAUUGGCCUUUUGAAUGUUUUUACACCACAGAAAUCCCUAGAAGAAUUUCAAGAUGUUUACAUAGUCAUGGAGCUCAUGGAUGCAAAUCUUUGUCAAGUGAUUCAGAUGGAGCUAGAUCAUGAAAGAAUGUCCUACCUGCUCUAUCAGAUGCUGUGUGGGAUCAAGCACCUUCACUCUGCUGGAAUUAUUCACCGGGACUUAAAGCCCAGUAAUAUAGUAGUAAAAUCAGACUGCACUUUGAAGAUUCUUGACUUUGGACUGGCCAGGACCGCAGGAACUAGUUUUAUGAUGACACCUUACGUAGUGACUCGCUACUACAGAGCACCUGAGGUCAUCCUAGGCAUGGGCUACAAAGAAAACGUUGACAUUUGGUCAGUUGGGUGCAUCAUGGGAGAAAUGAUCAAAGGUGGUGUUUUGUUCCCAGGUACAGAUCAUAUUGAUCAGUGGAAUAAAGUUAUUGAACAGCUUGGAACACCAUGUCCUGAAUUCAUGAAGAAACUACAACCAACAGUAAGGACUUAUGUUGAAAACAGACCUAAAUAUGCUGGAUAUAGCUUUGAGAAACUCUUCCCUGAUGUACUUUUCCCAGCUGACUCGGAACACAACAAACUUAAAGCCAGUCAGGCAAGGGAUUUGUUAUCCAGAAUGCUGGUAAUCGACGCAUCUAAAAGGAUUUCUGUAGACGAAGCUCUCCAGCACCCGUAUAUCAAUGUCUGGUAUGACCCUUCUGAAGCAGAAGCUCCACCACCAAAGAUACCUGACAAGCAGUUAGAUGAAAGGGAACACACAAUAGAAGAGUGGAAAGAAUUGAUAUACAAAGAAGUUAUGGACUUGGAGGAAAGAACCAAGAAUGGAGUUAUACGGGGGCAGCCCUCUCCUUUAGGUGCAGCAGUGAUCAAUGGCUCUCAGCAUCCAUCGUCAUCGUCGUCUGUCAAUGAUGUGUCCUCAAUGUCAACAGAUCCGACUUUGGCCUCGGAUACAGACAGCAGUCUAGAAGCAUCAGCUGGGCCUCUGGGCUGCUGUAGAUGACUACUUGGGCCUUGGGGGGUGGGAGGGAUGGGCAGUUGUUUAGUCAUUGAUAGAACUACUUUGAAAACAAUUCAGUGGUCUUAUUUUUGAGUGAUUUUUCAAAAAUGUUGAAUUCAUUUUGUAGUAAAGUAGUUUAUUUUUUUUAAUUUCAAGUGAUGUAAUUUAAAACUUAAGUUGUGUUUUAAAACAGCAACAGAACUGUGUAUUUUUGCUGUAAUUAACUGUAUAAUGUAAACCUAAUUAUUUUAUCAUGGUUUAAAACUUUUGCAUAUUUGCUUUAUCUUAUGCUGCUGAUUUUUUUUUUUUUUACUGAAUUUGUAAGAUUUUGUUUAUCAAAGCAACUAUUAUGUGGUGACUUGCCUAUAUCCUGAAUUAUUUAAGAUUUUAUAGUUUUUUUUAUUAGAUUUUAUUUCAAAUGUUUUGUUCAUGAUGCUAUAUCCUUUAGGGUUAUGUGCUUAUCAAUGAAAUAACCCCAGAGGAGUGAGGGAAAAUAACCUGUAGCCAGUUAUAUUCAGGAAUAACUACUGUAAAUGAUGAACGUGUUUUAAAAAAGAAAAAAACCUCCAAUAUUUGCUACUUGCCAAUUCUAAUUUAGUUACAUACAAUUGAUAGGUAAUCCUAUGUGAGUUUUGGCAAAAGCCCCAUCAUCUAAAUGGCAGAAUAACUCAGAGCAUGUCUUUGAAAGUGUUGGGCAUCUACCACCACCUUCCUAUCCCCAUAUCCCACCCACCAACAGUACAGUAAGAGAAUAUGGUGUUUUCUGCACAUCUGUGGCAUGCUCAAAGCUUAUGAUCACUAAAGUCAAGAGGAUACUUCAUGAAUAAUACAUUUCAAUGCAAAUAAACAGAUGGUUCACCUUUACUAGCUAUGAGCCUGUUUUUGUAUACACUGAGUUGAUCUACUCAGGCUGUAGGUCCUAGCAAUGACCUGGAGUCUGGUCUUUCUCUUUCCUACAGCCUCGGGCCCUUAGACCUAUUCAGUUUCCUGUUAGAGUGUCAGUCAGUCGAGCACCAGUUCUCAGGGUGUUUCUGGCCAUUUGAUUCUACCUGUGGCAUAAUCAUAUUUAUACGAGCUGUUGGGAGGUCCCAAAGCCUACUUAGACUUCUGUAGGUGAUGUAUAAAGUGAGCAAUACACCGUUCAUCUGAGAAUAGUAGCGCACAGCCAUAUGUAGGCACCAUUUUCUAAGGACUUUUCUUCAUAUUGAGCAGAGCAGGCAUGAGUGGUAGUCAUUUAGUCUGAGUCUUUCAUUUUUUUUAAUACCUGAUUUUCAAUAAAACACACCAUGUGGAUGUUGAAUAGUGUAAGAAUGGUGCUGCUCCUGACAGUUGUAUGUUAAUUGUUUACAUUUUAUAUCUGCAAAAUUAUUUCUCUAUAACAGAAUUUUUCUUAAGUAAAAUGUCAUUGAAGUCUCAUCUCUGAAAUAUGUUGUCUGUAAUGCCCCAGGCACUUUUUCUUAUUUUUGGAACAAGAGGGAUUUCUUGUAAUGAACUGGGAAAUGCAUACUUAAAUAAGCAAAAAGUUCUAGGCAGAAAGUCCAAUGGAAUUAAUUAAUGACCAGCGGGAGUAGGAACUGGUGCGAUUCAGCGUGUGGCAUAUGAAAGUCCACUUGGCAUGGUGUUCAUGUAUUCAGUGAAAAAUUCCUUUUGAAUAAGGUAUUUUAGGUCAUUGUUAAUGUGCAAUAUUUAGGAUCAAAAUACAUCAACAGCCAUUUUAUAUGCUUUGAAAUAGUAAGAUUGUUUUUGAUUGUUUAAGCCAUGAUUUCCAGCCUCUUUUGAAGUAGCAGUCUUUUUAUUAAUUCCUUUUCUACUCGUAUGACAGGGUGCAUUAAUUUUAUUAGGCAAAAUAAAGUUUUGAGACUAUAACACCUCUUGAAUUGUAGAAAUAGGAUUGGAUUUGCAGUUUCAGGAGAAUUUGAGCACGACUGUGUUAAGUUUUGAUUAGCUUGACAGUUAAGCAGCUUUAUUUCUGUAGAGUAGAUUAUUUCACUACUGCACUUUAACAGCUGCCAUGCUCCCAGAAGACUCCCUUCGUCUCCUGUCUCCUUGCUGAUAAGCCAUCUCUUGGUACAGGUGUUGGUUCAGCAAGGAAAACCAGGUGUUUCAACAGUAUCAUUUGUUGUAAAUGCCAGCUCCACUUGCCAGCCAGCAUGUUUCAGUUGAUUCAGAGAAAACAAAACUCUUAAUAGUCAUGUACACUUAAGAUACGUCCUGAAAACAGUCUAAGUGUUGUGUGCUCUGGGUUUUUAAAAUGCAGUAUCUCAAUACAACUUUCCCUCUAACUGUGUUAAAUAAACUAAAGAUGGGCUAGUUCUUUUUAUUUUUAGAAGUUUUUGAACCUUUAAAACAUCUUAAACACUUUUUAAAGAAAUGGAAAUAAGAUUUCUGUCAAGCAGUACUUAUGUAAAACCACCUUGCUUGUCUUAUAACUUUGGAUUUUCAACUUUAUAUACUUAAUAUACCCAUGGUCUUACUGUCAGAAAAUUAUUUAGACCAAGAUUUAUUAUUCAGCGUUAUAGGUUAGGAAAGUAAUUCUUUCUGUGUAUUUCUUCCUGGUUACUAUUCUGUUACCCUCUAAUAUAAACUGACCAUUUGUUAAAUGAUUGUAUUGUUGGGAUUGCUUAAUUAUAAUAGACAUAAACAGAGCAUCUCAACGCUUUCAUACUAUUUGCUGAACAGUUCUCAUUUUGUUAUACAGCCUCAGCCGCUGAUUGUUCCUGGUAUGCACGCCCUAUGUUGGUGAAAGCACAGUGUAUUCACACCAGACUUCCUAAGAGAAACACCAGCCUCUUAAGUGAGAAGGCUGUCACACAACCCCCUUAACAAUAGCAAGACGCUUGACUGCAUGUAAAAUGGCAGACUUUCCCACAAGCCCUUUUGUUAUUUUUUUCCACGCUGAUCCUACUGUGCUGUCUAAAAAGGUGAAGGUGAAGAGGAUGUGGAUAUCUGAUAGUGCGAUCAGCAGCAGGCGAGUGAAGCCCUUUGAGUUACAGAUAAGACUUGGUGCACACCACCGGCCAGUAUGUGCCACGCUAUGAAGAUGUAACUAGUUGUUGCCUAGACAUAAGCCUGUACAACAUUUUGAGGUAAAAACAUAGUCUGUUUUCAAAAAUCCUGUUGUAGUUUGUUUGUGAGUGUUGUUCACUAGUCACACAUUAGCUGUAGAGUGAAUGCAUGAUGCCCCGUGACCCCAGGAGACUCGCCAGUAGGAAAGCAGACACCAUUGUUCUCUCAUUAGCAGCCCUCUUAAGUGUUGCCUCUGGAUCCUGUACAUUUCGGUAUACAUUGUGUUUCUACUGAUCUCUCUUAGGUUUUUCCUGAAUGAGAGGAAACUAAUUUUUCCUGAGUAGCAUGAAAGAUGGAGGGGUAAAGGGCAUUGAAGCAGAAAUGUAUAGUUUGGGGUAUGAUUAAAAACUGGUAAGGAAAAAAGGUCCUAAUUAGUUUCAAACUAAUUUGCUCUUAGUUAAGUGCUCUUAAGGAGAGUCUAGUAAGAGUAACACUUCCUGGCCAUUUCUGAUUUAGAUUCUCUUCGUUACUGAAACUUCUGAGAAAUAUUACCUGUGGAUUACUUUUGCACAAUGUUCUAUUCUCACAGUAACUUACGAAUUAAACUAGGUUUUUAUUGAACUACCUCACACUAAUUUUCUAUGCUUUCCCAAGUAAGCAGUUGCCCUUACUGUUAGAUCUUCACUGAGUGUGAAUUAUGUGUGUUAAGUACUUUAUAGCCAAUGUCAACACUAUACCAAUAAGUAUGUAAAAUAUAUACCUUGCAUCAGUAAGAGAGACUCACCUGUAAAAUCUUUCACUAUGUAUCUUCGAAAAUUGUGUUAGAUGUGCUCGUUGGACAUUAUUACUGUCUGUUUUUGUAAGUAGAAACCUGCUCGUGAUAUCAGUCCAUUCUUUACAUUUUACAAAAGGAAUAAAUCUUAGUAAAUUUUACGAAGAAAUAAAUUACUUUUGUAGGCCCGAUAUUUGGUAUAUUUUUGAGAAGCUCUUAAUCUUUUAGCCGAAUGAUGAAGUUAAAACUGAACUAGCUGUCUACCUGGACUGUGACAUCUAUUUUCUCAUAGUUUAUCCUGUUCAACAGGUUUUGAAACCUGAAACCUAAGUAUGAUAAUUGACAUUUGCUUUUCUCCCUGUGUGAUGCCAUUCCUUCUUCAUUCCUCUCCCUUCCCUGUGUUCCAUUCCCUCUCCUCUCCCCUCCUCUAGACAAAACAAAAUGGGGCACUUUGUAGGGAAUGCUGAGAUAAUAAUUGUGGUUUUUAAUCAUUCAUGCCCUAGUCAUUAAACAUGCACCACUGGAAUGUAAACAAUGUUAUCUUAGUAUGUUAAUUGGUUAUAAUAUUUUAAAUAAAAAAGAAAAAAGUGAUAUGAAAA
Molecule: messenger RNA, 7538 nt
Organism: Bubalus bubalis (water buffalo)
Lineage: Eukaryota; Metazoa; Chordata; Mammalia; Artiodactyla; Bovidae
Gene: MAPK8
Product: mitogen-activated protein kinase 8
Exons: 11
Coding region: 1929-3164 (411 amino acids)
Biological process (GO): JNK cascade; protein phosphorylation
Cellular component (GO): cytoplasm; nucleus
Molecular function (GO): ATP binding; JUN kinase activity
Source: RefSeq, a predicted model, not a curated record